AUGUGUACUCAAUUAAUAGAAGAAGAUGAGACUUCUGUUAUAAUUGAUGAUAAGUCAAAUAAAUUAAAUCUGAAACGUCUUACGACCAAAGGAUCCAUCACUAAAUCAAUUAAACUUACUGACGAAGAAGUCGAAAAAUGA
This is a messenger RNA of Entrophospora sp. SA101, 141 nucleotides long. Lineage: Eukaryota; Fungi; Glomeromycota; Glomeromycetes; Entrophosporales; Entrophosporaceae. The record is from the annotation of a GenBank genome assembly.